Neltuma alba is the source of this 2079-nucleotide messenger RNA. RefSeq names its product pectinesterase 3. The coding region runs from base 107 to 1873 and encodes 588 amino acids. The transcript is spliced from 2 exons. Gene Ontology annotation, molecular function: enzyme inhibitor activity; pectinesterase activity. The record is from RefSeq and is a predicted model, not a curated record. Gene Ontology annotation, biological process: cell wall modification. NCBI's taxonomy places the organism in Eukaryota, Viridiplantae, Streptophyta, Magnoliopsida, Fabales, Fabaceae.
CUCUCUCUCUCGUUUGAGAAUUGAGACACAGAAGUUCUUCACUUCAAUUCUACUCACAGAAGAAACUCCGAAAACAGAGUAAAACAAAACUGCACAGUUUAAUUUUAUGGAUUCUAUCAAGUCCUUCAAGGGCUACGGCAAGGUGGAUGAGGUCGAGCAGAGAGUUUUCCAGAAGAAGACACGCCGCCGCCUCAUUAUCCUCGGCGUCUCCUGCAUUGUCCUCGUCGCCAUUGUCGUCGCCGCCGUCGCCGCCUUCGUCAUUCACAAGCGCAGCCACUCCUCCUCUUCCUCCGACUCCCUCCCUCCCACUGAGCUGACUCCGGCUUCCUCCCUCAAAGCCGUCUGCGCUGUCACUCAGUAUCCAAGCUCCUGCUUGUCCAGCAUCUCGUCCCUCCCUAAUUCUAAUACCACCGAUCCGGAGCUUCUCUUCAAGCUCUCUCUCCGAGUUGCCCUUGAUGAGCUCUCCAAUCUCUCGAAGCUUCCCUCCAAGCUCAAAUCCAAUGUGAAGGAUCCGCGGCUUCAGAAGGCGAUCGAUGUGUGCGGAAUCGUGUUCGACGACGCGGUGGAUCGACUGAACGAGUCGAUCUCUUCGCUGGCGGCCGGCGGCAAUGGCGGGAAGAUCUUUUCGCGGUCGAAGAUCGGCGACGUUGAGACGUGGCUGAGCUCUGCGAUUACUUACCAGGAGACUUGUCUGGACGCUCUUGAGGAGUUGAAUUCCACCGCCGCAAGCGAGAUUCUCGGGGAUCUGAAAACCGCGACGAAGAAUUCAACCGAGUUCGCGAGUAAUAGUUUGGCCAUUGUGACGAAGAUUCUAGGCCUUCUCUCGAAUUUGAAAAUCCCGAUCCAUCGGAGGCUGCUCGGAUUCGGGGGAUUGGAUUCCGGUUUUCCGGAUUGGGUUGGUCCGGCGGAGAGGAGGUUGUUGGAGGAUACGAACACAACAGCGCCGCAUGCAGUGGUGGCAAAGGAUAACAGCGGGCAGUUUACGACAAUAAAGGCGGCGUUGGCGAGCGUGAAGAAGAAGAGCCUGACCAGGUUUGUGAUUCAUGUGAAGGAAGGGGUUUACGAAGAAAAUAUCGAUUUGGAUAAGAACGUUUGGAAUGUGAUGAUAUUCGGUGAUGGCAAGACCAAGACCAUCGUCUCCGGUAACCUGAACUUCAUUGACGGCACGCCUACAUUUGCGACUGCAACUUUCGCCGUCAAGGGGAAGGGAUUCAUCGCCAAAGACAUAGGAUUCAUCAACACUGCCGGAGCUGCGAAGCACCAGGCGGUGGCAUUUCGAUCAGGCUCUGACCAAUCCGUGUUCUUCAGGUGCUCUUUUGACGGCUUCCAAGACACUCUCUACGCCCACUCCAACCGUCAGUUCUACAGAGAAUGCGACAUCACCGGCACAAUCGACUUUAUCUUCGGUAACUCCGCCGUCGUCUUCCAGAACUGCAAGAUCAAGCCGAGACAACCCUUGCCAAAUCAAUUCAACACCAUCACAGCCCAGGGCAAAAAGGAUCCUAACCAGAACACUGGAAUCGUCAUCCAGAAAUCCUCGAUCUCUGCGGCCCCCAAUCUCACCGCUCUGACAUACCUUGGCCGGCCAUGGAAGGAGUACUCCACCACGGUGAUCAUGCAGUCAGAUAUAGGGUCAUUCUUGCAUCCAGUGGGCUGGAAAGAAUGGGUAUCGGGCGUGGAGCCCGCAAGCACCAUAUUCUACGCGGAGUAUAAGAAUACGGGAGACGGGUCGAGCGUGGACAAGAGGGUGAAAUGGGCGGGUUAUAAGUCGAGUCUAUCGGAUGAUGAGGCAGCGAAGUUCACAGUUCAGUCAUUUAUCCAGGGAAGUGACUGGUUACCAAAUACUGCUGUGGAGUUCGAAUCCACGUUAUAAAAAUAAUGGGAGUUCUAGGAGGAAGUAAGUGGUCUUUUAAUUUGUUUAAACACUUUUUCUAACUUAUAUUUGGUUCAUCAAAGUAUUACACGUAAUGUUUAUCACACUUGUUGAUGCUACAGUUUGGAAUGCAUACGCAUAGUUUCAACGCAUAUCCGGCUCUGUAUAUUAUGAUCCCGCGGGAUUUCCACAUAAUACAAUAUGAG